AUGAGGCGAUUGAAAGAGAGCAGUUUUGGGGAGUCGCUGGAGUCGACGACCAGCGAUUUAGGAAACAAGGUCCUAUUGGUAGAGAAGUGUGAUUGGGAGAGUGAGAAGCCGACUGAGUAUGUUCAAUAUGUUACCCUCUCACACUGCUGGGGCAAACUUCCAGAAGCACAGCAAACUAAGUUGUGCUCUGCGAAUAUCGAAGAAUUUAAGAGAGGCAUCAAGCUAGAAGACCUGCCCAAGACCUUUAGCCAGGCUAUGCAGUUUGCGGCACGACUUCCGGAGGUCGGCUACAUCUGGAUCGAUAGCCUGUGCAUUAAGCAAGGAGAUAAAGAAGACUGGCUGGCGCAAUCUGCACACAUGGGCAGGAUAUACAAAGAAGCCUUUUUGAACCUCUCUGCGACUGCAGCAACCGACAGUCAGCAGGGUUUGUUCACCGGUCACGUACCAAGAAUAACGAUUGGAGAUGAAGCAACCCUCAACAUCUUCGGUCUUCCUGGCGCCACGAAAGCUUCGGAAAAUUUCCUGCGAGAAUGUGCGAUCUUCGAUCUUUCCAUUUGGGCGAAUCGCAUUGAAAAUGCACCUGUAAAUAAGAGAGGAUGGGUGCUUCAAGAACGUCUGAUGGCUCCAAGAGUGUUGCACUUCUGCCUAGAUCGGGUGGCUUGGGAGUGUUGUGAAUUUGAGGCCGCCGAAGGGCAGCCAGAGGGUAUGCUAAACUAUCAGCUCACGCUGAACGGUAUAAGAGCUGGAAGCAGACUGAAGGGUCUCGAUCCGUUGACAGAUGGCGUUUGGCUACGCCACAUGCGCUUAAGAGGAUACCAUGAUCCGGAUCCUCAUCUUCAACCGGGUAUAUAUACGUUCGAACUUUGGCGCCGUAUCGUUGAGGUUUACUGCAAGACAGUCCUUACACUUCCUGGAGAUAAACUCAUCGCUUUAUCUGGGUUGGCUCGUUGGAUGUCCGAAAGGAUUGAGAAGACUCCAGCAGCGGCUACAGUGCGGGCAGCGGUUCCCUCCGAGAUCGCGGUCAGUCACACUAUCCCUUCAAGAACCACCCAGUACGUGGCUGGCAUGUGGGCAUUGCACCUUGCAAGUCAACUGCUGUGGUAUGUUGAGCCAACGUUCCAGCAUGAUGGCGGUGGCAAAUUUGAACAUCUUACGAAAGCACCACCGACGACAUUAUACAGGGCACCGUCCUUCUCUUGGACUGCCAUAGACACUGAUGAUGGGAACGGGAUCACAUAUGGUGAGGUGACUGACCAAGACAUACUCAUCAUCGUCGAAGAGGUAUCGGUAACCCCACGGCCGCAAUCAGACGCAUUUGGUAUGCUCGAGGAUGCUUAUAUCGUACUACAAGUCAAAUUACGCAAAGCGGUUCUGUUAAAGAAUGGGUCAGAUCGAUUUAAGUGGAAGUUGGUCGGUCGUGGGUCCCUCGACCAGUAUGAGCAUACCGAUGUGUACCUGGAUUGCCCUGCGAGAGACGAAAACGAGCAAGAGAAAAGGCGAAUUAUAGGUCCUGACGCGGGAGUAUUCGUGGUCCUGGGUGCGUGGACCGACCGAAAGAUGGCACGAGCAUCCAAGUAUCUCACCUGUCUCAUUCUGCAGCUCGAGAAGCGUGAAGCGGGGCUAGUGUUCCACAGGAUCGGCUUGACGAAAUUGAGCCCAUACGGAGACCGCAAGACUCUGGACGAGGAUGAGAUUCUGAAGAAGCACAAUGAUGAUGCAGAUAUCCUGGAUGGCUUGGAUUAUGAUCCUUUGACUGGUAUGCACCGUAUCCGUCUCGUCUGAGGAAAGGUCUGUAGUGGAGGUCUAGUUGUCUCCGUCAUCGCCGUCAUGCCGUUCCUACCCAGGUGACGUCACUUUCCCUACACUACUGUAUCUAUGUAGCUGGCUCCCACGGGAGUUGAUAGGAACUUUUUAGGAAAUUGUUUGAUACGAACAGUUUGCAGUGGAUGUGCGUACG
Alternaria rosae is the source of this 1957-nucleotide messenger RNA. Its product is annotated as heterokaryon incompatibility protein-domain-containing protein. Bases 1 to 1782 code for a protein of 593 amino acids. The transcript is spliced from 2 exons. The record is from RefSeq and is a predicted model, not a curated record. Lineage: Eukaryota; Fungi; Ascomycota; Dothideomycetes; Pleosporales; Pleosporaceae.